UUCAUUUUUGCUCUCGAGCGAUUUUUUUUAAGGCCUAAACCCAAAUCACAUCCCCAUAUAUACAUGUGAUAAGUGAUGUCAUAUAUUCUGCUUUUGCAUUACCGUUCCCAUCGUUCUUUCUCUCAAUGUGGAUAGCAUCCUUUUACACAAGUCCUUCAGGAAUGUCCUGGCUUGUUGCAUUGCUACUAGUAGUAAAGUCCAUUUCAUUGGAUUUUCCCACAAUGUUUUACUUUCUGUGUACAAUGUUCUUCUGGUUCUGCCCAUUUCACCCUGCAUCAGUUCACUGAGGUUCUCCCAGUUCAUAUAGAAAGCCUCCAGAUCAUCAUUCCUUCCAUCACCAUCACAUACCACAAUUUGUUCAACCAUUCCCCAAUCGAGGGACACCCCCUCAUUUUCCAAUUUUUUGCCACCAUGAAGAGUGUGGCUAUGAAUAUUUUUGUACAUGUAUUAUUUCCUAUUAUCUCUUUGGGGUACAAACCCAGUAGUGGUAUGGCUGGAUCAAAGGGCAGGCAGUCUUUUAAAGCCCUUUGGGCAUAAUUCCAAAUCGCCUUCCAGAAUGGCUGGAUUAAUUUACAAAUCCACCAAAAAUGCAUUAGUGUCCCAAUUUUGCCACAUUCCCUCCAACAUUUAUUAUUUUCUUUUAUUGUCAUAUUGGCCAAUCUGCUAGGUAUGAGGUGGUAUUUUGAUUUGCAUUUCUCUAAUCAGAAGGGAUUUAGAACAAUUUUUCAUGUGCUUAUUGAUAGUUUUUAUUUCUUUAUCUGAAAAUUGCCUAUUCAUGUCCCUUGCCCAUUUAUCAAUUGGGGAAUGGCUUGAUAUUUUGUACAAUUCAUUUAACUCCUUCUAAAUUUGAGAAAUUAGACCUUUGUCAGAGAUUUUUUUUAAUAAAUUUUUUCCCCCAAUUUGUUGCUUCCCUUCUAAUUUUGGUUGCAUUGGUUUUGUUUGUACAGAAACUUUUUAAUUUAAUAUAAUCAAAAUUAUUCAUUUUACAUUUUGUAGUGUUCUCUAUCUCCUGCUUGGUGUGUAAUUUAAAUCUGUUACCCUAAAAACUAUGAUCCCCAGCAAAACUACAAUUCCCAGCACCCUACUCUCUUCCUGUUGUUACAUGCUGACACAGACAGGAGAUAAAUCCAGUGGCGUUCCAUCUCUAGGUCUCUUUUUCCUUCCUGUGGCAGCUUUGGUGGAGAGGGGAUUUUUGAGCAGGUAGAAAACUUAGUCACAUGGUUCUAUUUUGUCAGAUAAUAAACUUUAUAAAAUACUUGAAGUAUUGGACAUUAAUUUAAAUCCUACAUUUGUCUUAAAUUCCUUCCUUUCCCAUAGAUCUGACAGAUAUACUGUGCUAUGUUCACCUAAUUUGUUUAUGGUUUCCCUCUUUAUAUUUAAGUCAUUUACUCACUCUGAGUUAAUCUUGGUGUAGGGUGUAAGAUGUUGAUUGAAGCCUAAUUUCUGCCGUACUGUUUUCCAAUUCUCCCAGCACCUUUUGUCAGAUAGUGGAUUCUUGUCCCCCAAACUGGGAUCUUUGGGUCUAUCGAACACUAUCUUGCUACUGUCAUUUACUCCAUCUAUUCCAUAGAUCCACCCUUCUAUCUCUAAACCAGUACCAUAUAGUUUUGAUGAUCACUGCUUUAUAGUAUUCCACUUCAUUUUUAGAGACAAGGGAACUAAGGCAAACAGAGUUAAGUGACUUGCCCAGGGUAACACAGCUAGGAAGUGUCACCAGAUUUGAACUCUAGAAGUUAAAGACUUUCUGACUGCAAGUCCAGUUCCAUUCUGGUGCCACCCUGCUGCCCCAUUUCUGCAUAGCUGGCCUCAAUAAAUGUUAAGUUGAAUUGAGCCCAUUUCUGAAGCAGAGUUUGGUCAGACCAUAGACAAAUGAGAACAAGUGUAGGCAGGAGGAGCACCAGAGUGGGAAAGGGCUUUGAGUGGCUAGUUCAUCUCUAUCUCUGCAUCCCUUCCCUUUUAACCUAUAUUGUUUUUUGUUCAUUUGUUUAUCUAUUACCCUCCAUCUUACUCAAUACUGUGAAUUGGUUCCAAGGCAGAAGAGUGAUUCGGGUCAGGCUAUUGGGGUUAAGUGACUUGCCCAGAAGGAAAUGUCUGAGGUCAGGUUUGAACUCAGGACUUGCCAUCUCUGAGCCUGGCUCUCAUUCCACUGAGACAUCUAGCUGCCCCUACCUAGGUUUAUUCAUUUGGUACAUCCUGAGCAGGCAGUGUAGUUAGAGUGGUCUUGGAGUUGGACAGAUCUGAGUUCAAGUCAACUUGAUACACACUGGCUGUGCAAGCCUAUGCAACACACAACUUCUCGGGGCCCUAGGGCAAUUCUUUAAGACUAUAAAUUGUAUUUGCAUAAAGUGUCUGGCCUGAAGUCAGGAGGACUCAUCUUCCAGAGUUCAAAUCUGUCCUUAGACAUUCCCUAGCUGUGUGACCCUGGACAAGUCACUAAACUCUGUUUGCCUCAGUCUCCUCAUCUGGAAAAUGAGCUGGAGAAGGAAAUGGCAAACCACUCCAGUAUCUAUGCCAAGAAAUCCUCAAAUGGGAUCAUGAAUAGUCAGACCGCUGAACAACAACAAAUCUGCUGAACUGCAUUUUCAGUUUCCUCAUCAGAACUUCUACAUAACAAUAGUGAGCAUUUUAUAUAGAGCUUGAAGUAUUGCAAAGCAUUUAUAUCUAUUAUUCCAUUUGAUUGGUGCUCUUAUUAUCCCUAUUUUACAGAAGAAGAAAUGAGGCAGAUGGAGGUUAGAAACAGACUCUGAGACCAUAAUUGAACCCAGGUUUUCUUGAUUUCCAAGUCCGGGCUCUCUCCAAUGGGGCACCCAGCUAAUGAAACCAUAGGUCUGGUCUCUCAAUGCCUCUCCUUCCCUGUUUCAUCAUAUCUAUUUUUACAUGAUCCUGUUGUUUCCUUGGGAGAAACCUUGCUCUUUAAAAUAUAUUUGCUUCGAGUCUUUCCCAACUCCAGUCCAUCCUCCAUUCAGUCACUACAAUUAUUUUCCUAAAGUAGGGCUUCUCAUGUCACUCCUCAACUCAAUAAACUCUAGUGGCUCCCUAUUGCGUCCAGUAGUAGUAGUAGUAGUAGUAGUAGUAGUAGUAGUAGUAGUAGUAGUAGUAGUAGUAGUAGUAGUAGUAGUAGUGUCUCAGUAACCGAGGAUGACUAUUGUCUUUGUGUGUUUUUGUGCACAAAGACACUUGUGCAUGAAGAUUUAAGUGGAAAAGUCGAUGCACAGAGACAGUCCCAUUCUCUCGGCGUUGGAAGCCUGGGUCCAGUGGCACGAAAAGUCGUUACACCUGGAGACUUCCUCAGCUGCAUUGGAAGGCCUGCUGUCUUUUGUGCUCCAACACGCCCUGAGCACUCCACAGUGCUUUGCUGCGUCGCCCUCUCAGCCGUUGAACCUUCUUAUUGGUUUCUUCAGCCUGUUCUGCAGAAGCAGUCUUCACAUGCUGGGUGAGCAAAGCCCUAGUUCACCAGGGGUCGACGCAUUGGCUACCCUCACAAAGUUUAGCUGGCCUGUCGAAGCCGUUGCCCGGGGUGUGGCUGCUAGCAUGCUAGCAGCUACUGGGAGCCACAAGUGAGAGCUGGGUGUCAGGUGAGGGUCAGAGGCUAGAGAGCUGCCCUAGGAGGGCACGACAAGCCCUCCAUACCAGACAUACUACCCCUCCCUGAGCACCCCAAACACCCCAUUGCCUUCAGGUACAAAUAUAAAAUGCUGUUUGGCAUUGAAAGCCCUACAAAAAGAGUUACUCCUACCUUUCCAGUCUUCUUACAUCUUAUUGCCCACUAUGUACUCUCCCACCCAGUGGAAAUGGCCUCCUGGCUAUUCAAGAAUAAGAUGCUCCAUUUCUCAACCCUGCCAUUUUCUCUGGCUGUCCCAUAUGCCUAGAAUGCCUUCUCUCUCUCUCUCCUCUCCCGGUACUGACCACCCUGACUUCCUUUAAGUCCUCUAAAUUCACCUUCUCCAGGAAGGUUUCCCCAUCCCUCCUAAUGCCAAGGCCUUCCUUGUUUUCAUUAUUUCUAUUUAUCGGGCAUACUGUUUACUUCAUAUAUGUAUAUAUGAGUUUAUCCCAUUAGAGUGUAAGCUCCCUGAGAGGCAGGGAUUAUUCUUUACCAAAUCUUUUUGCAUCCCUUGCGCUUAAUAAUAUGGUGCCUGGCAUAUAAAAGGUAGGCACUUAUGUUGAUUGAUUGAUUGAGGGCAAAGAUGAGUUGUUGUUUUUUGUCUUUGAAUUCCAAGGAUUAAACAGUGCCUGGCACAUAGUACUUGUUGUUUAGUCGUGCCUGACUCUUUCAUGACCCCAUUUGAGGUUUUCUUGGCAGAGAUACUAGAGAGGUUUGCCAUUUCCUUCUCUACUUCAUUUGACUGAUGGAGAAACUGAGGCAAACUGUGUUAAGUGACUUGCUCUGGGUCAUAAAUCUAGGAAGUGUCUGAUUUCAAGGAAGUGGAGUUUUGCUGACCCACCUGUGCCUGGCACACAGUAGGGCUUCAUGAAAGCUGACUAGUACUGAUCGGAGGAGGGGACUGUUCUCUUAGUUUGUCUUGGUAUACUCGGAGCCAAGCCCCGGGCUAGGGGCUCCCUAAAUGCAAGCUUGUUGCUAGAUCGGCUGAUGUACGGCUUGUCCAGAGGUGCAGGAAGAGGAAACACUUUGGGGCUGGGGGGUGCAGUCCACUAGAAAUAGCCCCAAGUGGCUUGAAGAGGGAUCUUGGGGGUGAAGCAGUGAGUAAGAGGUAGAGACAGAGCCACCAGUCUGUUCACGAGGGAGCUUCCCGACUGAGCCCCGUGCCUCUGUGGCUCCCAUCUUGUCCCCCAGGGGGCGCUCACCUGGAUCGCGCCCGUCAGGACCCUCCCCAUGACGUCAAGAAAGUGGCCCCGGAAGUCUAACGGAAGUCAAGCUCACGUGGGCGCCGGCGCCCGGAGCUCCUAUGGCCCGCUCUCGGCGCACUGGAGCGCACCGCGCGCACUCUCUGGCCCGCCAGCUGAAGGCUAAGCGGCGGCGGCCGGACCUGGAUGAAAUUCACAGGGAUUUGAAGCCCCACAGCGCCGCCCGCCAGGCCCAGCCAGACGCCGAGCCCGACCCCGACUUGCCCGGUGGCGGCCACCAUCGCUGCUUAGCCUGCGCGAGAUACUUCAUUGAUACUGCCAGUUUGAAGAAUCAUUUGAAGUCCAAAGAUCAUAAAAAAAGACUGAAGCAGCUGAGAGUAGAACCCUACAGUCAGGAAGAAGCUGAGCGGGCAGCAGGCAUGGGCUCUUAUGUGCCCCCCAAGAGGUUGGCAGUGCCUACGGAUGUAUCCACUGAGACAUCUGAUAUGGAGGUGGCCAGCUAAUGCUGCUCAAAGGCAGAGGAAGCCAUUCUUGGAUAGCAAAGCCAGGCUGGACUGGCUGGACUAUAUUUUUCCCUCAGUGUUCAGAACAGAAACUAAUUCCUCUUUCCCAUUAAAGGAAAUGAGCUGCUCUGUC
Monodelphis domestica (gray short-tailed opossum) is the source of this 5439-nucleotide messenger RNA. RefSeq names its product zinc finger protein 593 (gene ZNF593). NCBI's taxonomy places the organism in Eukaryota, Metazoa, Chordata, Mammalia, Didelphimorphia, Didelphidae. The record is from RefSeq and is a predicted model, not a curated record. Gene Ontology annotation, molecular function: zinc ion binding; nucleic acid binding.